ACCUUCUUAAGAUCAUAAAAAGUCAACUAACUUGUCAACUGCCUGGAAUAAGCUUGCAAUUUCCAUCAAUAAAAUUACUGAGGUUUGACUUGUCAAAAUGUGUCAAAAAGCAUUCGUAACCAUUUUCUAUAUUUCCAUUCAAAUAGUUGCGGUACUUCUUCAAACUGUUCCAGAUAAUGGAGAAGACGCUGAAGAUGAAUCUGUUCCAUUAGAAACUAAGGAAUGUCGUGAGAGAGAAAGACUGGUGGCAUCCGAUAAGGAUGACCUAUAUGCCCUUGUAGACGCGAUUAUUGGACAAACUCUCAUUUUGCAAUGUCGGUUUUGUAAUGAAGAGCUCAGCGAUCAGCCGAAGAACUGGUUCAAGAUUGAUCAGCUGGGGUAUUCUGAGCCUCACGAAGUCCAAUUAGACAUGAACAAUGACAAUAACAAGAACAAAAUCCAAGUAAACCACAAGCACAGCCUGAUUAUCAAUAACUUUCAAACGAAUGACGUGGGGUUUUACUAUUGUAUCCAUUUUGAGGAUCAAACUAAUAAGGAAAAGUUCAAUUUCCUUGUAGACAUUGUAAGCCCAAAUAAGUCAAAAGCAAUUGAAAAAGGUUCUAUAAGUGAUUGGCUUGAGUAUUACGAAGACAAUUUCGUACCCAUUAAUAAACUGUUUAAAGAAUCCGCAGCAACCGAGUUUGUUUAUUUAAGAGAUUAUCUGAAAAUAGAUGCGGAACUGGAGACCCAAUGGGGAACCGCUGGACCAUGUGAAUCUUGUGGUAAGCCCAAGGGCGAGGGGGUUAUUAAGAAAACUGGAGUUUGUAGGAUUAAGUUGUCACCUUAUGGAGGAAACCUUAAAAAUGCGACACCAGCAGAAGAUUAUUUAUAUAAAGCACCAGCAUUAUCUUGUAGAUCCAGCAGGUUGCAGCAAAUGUUUCCUUAUAUCAGUAAUUUUACGUUUAAGAUUCCGGAUUUUAUUAUUGAAGAUAAGUGCACAGGCGUAUGUAAUCCUGAUGCGGAGGGAAUUAACAAAGGUUGGAAAGUGGGCAAAGGAAAGGGCUUCAAAUACAAGAGACAUUUUGUAUUAAAAGAGGGUUCUCACAUAACAAUUGUGUGUCCAGAAUCGAGCUUAGAAAACAACGUUAUCUGGAGGAAAAAUGGAAAAGAGUUAAAAAGAGGUGAUAACUCCAACCCUCAUGUCCUAGUAGACACCUUCAACUCACUUUAUUUGAUCGAAGUGACUGUUCCAGACAAGGGAAACUAUACGUGUCAAGUAGACGACAUUAGGAUGCAACAAACGGUCAUAUUCGUCUACGGAAAAUCGAAGAUCCUUACCAGCGAACUGGGCAGAUACAUGACUUAUCUAGGAUUCAUCUUAUUCCUAUGCUCCUUCUGCUACUGCGGCGGAUUAGUGAUUACGUGGCGCAAAAGGCAUUUAUUCAAAAAUUACGAGGAAUUAAGACAAGAAAACCCGAAUAUAACCGCAGAGGAAGAAGAGAAACUUGUGUAGCCCUUAAUAUACUUUAAAAAGCAGGCAGCGCACUUUCAUUUCGGUCGGAAAAUGAGUUAUUUAUCGGCAAUGAAGCGGAGCCACGUAGGACCGGGGUUUAAGUUCGCACAGGCAGUUAUUUACUGGCUAUAAAACGUACCUGGGUUAUUACGUUAUAUGGGAACAAGAACAAAUUACAAAAAUUACGUCUUGGAGGUGUUACGGUUAGUUUGGGGUUUUGCUAAAAUGUAAUUGAGUGGUCGUUUCGGGGCCACAAGAUGAUUCAGGGAAGCACAUUCGGGUGUAGUUUGAGAGCACCAAUGACACAUUAAGUUAAUCGUUAUUAUUACUAUUAUGUAGAGAAACUUAUGGAAUAGAGUGAUGUUUUGGAAGAAAAUCUAAUUUAUCUAAUAAUCGAAGUUAAUAGUGUUUCAUUUAAAUAUUAAGUCAUUUGCAAGAAUAUCACUUGAAGAGCAAGAAGUCUGUGACUAAUUGGAGAUGAAUCAUGGUCAGUCACAUCUGGAUCGUAUCUACCAUAUGCAGUUAACACGUUGACUGCCAUGACAUUUACAUAAAAACCAUUCUCAGACGCCACUAUGUCAAAAUUGAAAUAAUUAGUCAAAAUGGCUUACAAAUCAACAUUUCUAAUAUCAUAUGUUAUAUUUAUUUUUUUUUUGUAAAAAAAAACAACUUUCGAGUUAUCUCGUGGUCGGGCGUGUCCGAGCAGAAGUUUCUUGUGGCGCCCAACUAUCGCCCAACGAUUUCAAAUAUGCACAAAGUACAAAUGAUUGAAGUGCGCAACAGGAACGGAAAAGUUUCUGUGACACCUAAUUUAAUAAAGGACUACAAUGCAGGAAUGUCAGGUAUCGACCAGUCCUAUCAAAUGCUAAGUUACUAUAGCUCACUAAGAAAAACCAUUAGAUGGCCGAAAAAGAUUGCAUUGCAUAUUCUGGAAAUAUAUAUACAUAAUGCUUACUUGCUGUUUCGUGAAUCGACCGGAAGCAGCAUAAAAUUUUUAAAAUUUAGAGAGAUGUUUGUGCCUACUGUGUUCUCGGUGAUAAAAGUCCAGCAGCGGGAUUUUCACUAUUUGGAAGGUAUACCACCAGCCGAAAAAAAACAACGACCUACAAGACCUUACCGUGUAUGUACUUCGAAUAAACUUCGACGAGAAACACGUUAUUUUUGUCAUGUCUGUGAAGAAAAACCAGCCUUAUGUGUGGAAAUAUUGCUUCAAGGACUACCACCUAAAGUAAAAAUGACUAAACAACAUUUUUUUAAUUAUUUUUUUUGUAAACUUCAUAUCAUUAUCGUAACUAUCUCUAAACACUAGCAAUUAAGUUUCCCUAUUUUUAAGGCACUGUUUAUGUUUUUCCGCUUUUUGUUAGAACUAAAACAUUUAAAUUUUUUUUUGUGUCACUGCAUUUUGCUUUCUCUGUACUAAACAAGAUGAAAAUAUAAUUUAAAAAUGA
Messenger RNA from Anthonomus grandis grandis, 2940 nucleotides. RefSeq lists its product as uncharacterized. The transcript has 6 exons. NCBI's taxonomy places the organism in Eukaryota, Metazoa, Arthropoda, Insecta, Coleoptera, Curculionidae. The record is from RefSeq and is a predicted model, not a curated record. Bases 98 to 1492 code for a protein of 464 amino acids.